AUGGACCCAAUUCAGGAAUAUCUGAAACUUGAAACCCGCCGCCAAUUCUUUGGUAAAUGUGCGUCAGGUCUCGGCGGUAUGGCACUCGCCUCACUGCUGCCGAAUGCCGUUGUCAAUGCACUCGAAAGUCAAGCGAAACCGAGAUUUGGCGGUUUACCAGAACUACCGCACUUUGCACCGAAAGCAAAACGUGCCAUCUACUUAUUCAUGUCCGGCGCACCGUCCCAACUGGAUCUCUACGACUACAAACCGAAUAUGGGGAAAUGGUUCGACACGGAUCUCCCAGAAUCCGUCCGGAUGGGUCAACGCCUCACAACAAUGACAUCAGGACAGGAUAGCUUCCCGAUCGCACCCUCCAUAUUUGAAUUCAAGAAGUAUGAUAACGGUGGCGACGGCGCAUGGAUUAGCGAACUGCUACCACACACCGGAUCAGUGGCGGAAGACCUUGCGAUUAUCAAAACGGUACACACUGACGCGAUUAACCACGAUCCUGCUAUCACCUUCUUCUGUACCGGUGAUGAAAGCCCCGGCAAACCGAGUCUUGGUGCUUGGUUGAGUUAUGGACUCGGUAGUGAAAACAGAAAUUUGCCUUCUUUCAUUGUGAUGAACGCUACAUGGAGCGGUCCGAAGGGCGCGCAGGCACUCUAUAAUCGACUUUGGGGCUCCGGUUUCCUCCCAUCGGAACAUCAAGGCGUGCUACUUCGCAGCCAAGGCGACCCUGUCCUAUUCCUCUCGAACCCGGAAGGGGUCAAUGAAAAGACAAGGAAACAGAUGUUAGAUACCCUCGUUGAACUCAACCAAGAACUCUACGAGGAAGUAGGCGAUCCCGAAACGCAUGCCCGUAUCUCACAGUAUGAAAUGGCAUUUCGGAUGCAGACGAGCGUCCCUGAACUUACGGAUUUGUCUCAGGAACCUGAGCAUGUUUUAGAAAUGUAUGGACCCGAGGUCAAAACCCCUGGCACAUUCGCCAAUUGCUGUAUUCUCGCACGCCGGAUGAUGGAGCGCGAUGUCCGUCUCGUUCAAGUUUUCCACCGUGGCUGGGAUCAGCACGGGGAGCUACCCAAGAACAUCCGCAAUCAGGCUCGCGAUAUCGAUCAGCCCUCGGCUGCACUUGUCAAAGAUUUGAAACAACGCGGUAUGCUGGACGAAACCUUAGUCGCUUGGGGCGGUGAAUUCGGACGAACCGUUUAUUGCCAAGGCAAACUCAGUCCGGAUAACUAUGGGCGUGACCAUCAUCCGAAAUGCUUUACACGUUGGAUGGCUGGCGGUGGCAUAAAGGGUGGUAUCGUUCAUGGCGAAACCGAUGAGUUUAGCUACAAUAUCGUCAAAGAUCCUGUCUCUGCUCGGGACAUAAAUGCUACGAUUCUCCACCUGCUCGGCAUCGACCACAAGCGGUUAACCUUUAAGUUCCAAGGGCUUGACCAUCGAUUAACAGGCGUUCAGGAAGAAGCGCGCAUUGUCAGCGAGCUCUUGGCAUAA
Messenger RNA from Geodia barretti, 1479 nucleotides. Lineage: Eukaryota; Metazoa; Porifera; Demospongiae; Tetractinellida; Geodiidae. The record is from the annotation of a GenBank genome assembly.